UAGAGGUCACCACAUCCCCACCUACGAACAUGUCCUCAUCGAGCAUGUCGAGCGACAAGGCGAAGAGAAGGGUGCUGUUUGCGGAGUCCGACAAAGAGUUCGUCGACGUCCUCUUCAGCUUCCUCACCCUGCCUCUCGGCACCAUCGUUCGUCUCUUCGACAAGCAGUCUCAUGUAGGAUGCCUCGACAAAGAGCGUGGAGUGUCUCGGUGAAGGCCACUUCCAAGCCAAGCCGUGCAAGGCGAUGCUUCUUGCGCCGGUCAAUGCAGCAGCAGCCUACUGCCACCGGCUUCAAGUGAAAGUUGACGACAGCAACCCGGUGUAUCACUGCAAAAAUGAAAAGUGCUCCUAUCCCUGGUAUAGCUCCACCCCUUAUGCUGUUUGCAGAUGUAGAAAUGUUGUCGAGUACGCCGGCCGGGGAAUGGGAAGACAUAAAUCGCCGUGCUGUUCUUGGAGACAGUAAUGAGGAUGGGGGUUUUGUCAUCAGUGACUCCAAGUUCAUCAUAACAGAUGAUCUCCAAGUUUCUCUUGCAUCCACAAGGGUUAUGUUUUCUCUGAUGGACCAAUUUGGGAUCCCGGGAAAUGGAAACAUCGAGGCGAAAGUGCUCCAACUCAAUUCUGCCAAGGUAUGUCUCCUACGUACCGUGCACAUCAAUACAUCAUCACACUGGAGAAAUUAUUUGUACUACUACUGUAAGUUAGUACUCCCUCCGUAAACCCUAUUUAUUUACGGAGGGAGUACUACUAAUAUAACCUAGUUGCACUGAAUUUCUUCCAGAUGACUAGGUUGCUCCAGAGAGCAAUGCUGACAAAGCAGCCUUUAACUGGACUGUAUUUCAAUGUUGCUAUUGGGCCGAAUGGUACAUAUCUUUGUAAGCUUCAUGAGAAUCUGUUGGCAGAACAAUCAGCUGAGGCCACUGAUCCCAACUUCAAAGCCAUCAAGGUGAGGCUUGUGCAGACCAAGGAUAAACUCAUCAGUGCUGUACGCUGAGGUUGGGCAAGAUUUCGUCGACCUUGCCUUUGGACUCCUCUGUAUUCCCGUUGGAACUAUCAUGAAGACUUUUAGUCACUUGCCCCAGAACGGAUGCAUGGGUAAUCUUUACAGGAGUGUAGCUGGAAGUGUGAAAGAAGAAUGUCAAGGCGUGCUGCUGACCCCAAAGGUAGCGCCUUUCUUUGGGUGCAGCAGCAAUGUACUGCAGGUAGAAGAAUUGGCUGGUAGACGAAUCUUUGCACGUCGUUUUUUGGAGAUGAAUCCCAGAUCCCAUGAUGAUACUAGUGUUAGAGGCUACAUCAAAGGUACCCCAAUAAACUUCAUGGUGACCAACGAUCUCCAGAUUAUGCCGUUAUCCUUGACCAACACCAUCCAGCUCCUGCACGCAUCCAACAUUCCGAAGAAUAAGCUUGUGGAGAAAGAACUCACGCUCGACAAAACCCAGGUUCUGAAGAUCGUCAGAGCUGCAUUCGAGACACGUGAAGCGCUGAGCAGCGCGCUUCUCCCUUAAAGCAGUAACGGCGUUUGCUAAGCUAGCCUUGAGCCUCCUCCAGCCCUCCACUGAUCUGGAGCCCUAAAAUAUGAGAAGGUGUUACUAGAAGUUUUAUUUUCUCAAUGUUUAAUGUUUGCAGUCUUGCUAGCUCCUUGUUAGUUGUUACUUUAUUGUCUCUUCGAACAUCAGUUGUAGACGUAUAUCGCCUACUCAAUUUGAUUCUGAAUUUCUACUCGUACACAUCAAA
Molecule: messenger RNA, 1730 nt
Organism: Aegilops tauschii subsp. strangulata
Lineage: Eukaryota; Viridiplantae; Streptophyta; Magnoliopsida; Poales; Poaceae
Source: RefSeq, a predicted model, not a curated record